UUGAUGUUGAUUUUGCAGUGGUCCAGAAAGGCCCCUCCAGUAUAUAUUUGAGGAGAAAAAAGAUGUGGAGAACAGACACAGAAUAGUCCUAAACAAUGUAACAUGGACUGCUGACUAAUCAGAAAAGCUGUGCUGUACUAUUAGCCAGGGAUUCUGAUGCUGCAAUGGAGGACUUCAGCACAGACGACUUAUUUCGAUUGAAAAGGAGGGACACGAUGGCCAAACCUUUCUACGCUCUGGCCAAUGCAACUGCAAACCACCGUUUCGAUGUAGACAACAUGGAGGAGCGUCAGAGGUUUGAGAGGAUGGUCAACGAGCAGAAGACCAAUGAUCUUGAGCAACAGGAGCUGUCAGGCAGGAGAAAACCAGCUUUAGUCAGAUCAAAGACCUUCGACCACUCUCUGCUGACUCAGGUCCAGCCAGAAUUAGACUCCAAGAUAGAGAGGAAGAAGUCUCACUACAGCCAGCUUUCAAAGAGCAACUGCCAGUACCAUAAAAUAUUUAAGGAGAUUAGCAAAGAGGAACAGCUGAGACAGAGUUACACCUGUGCUCUGCAGAAAGACAUCCUCUACCAGGGACGGAUGUUUGUCUCUGACCACUGGAUCUGUUUCCACUCCAAGGUGUUUGGCAAAGACACAAAGAUCGCCAUCCCAGUGAUGUCCGUCACGCACAUCAAGAAAACCAAAACUGCCAUCCUGCUGCCAAACGCUCUGGUGAUCGCCACCGCUAACGACAGGUAUGUUUUUGUGUCCUUCAUGUCCAGAGACAACACCUACAAGUUCUUGAUGUCCAUCUGUCUUCAUCUGGAGGUACAGACUGCCCACAUGCAGUCAUAUCCUUUUCUGUUAGACAGUUCUUGUCAGGAAAAGAGUCCGUGCAGCAGCCCCGUCCCCUCCUCAGCAAAGAACAGCUUCCGGGGUCAGAGGUCACCCCAGUCGCCUCACCUCUCUCUGAGUUUUCCAGGAGAUUUCUGUGAUAUGGACGUAGCAGUGAGUAAGAGGAGGCAGGAGAUGGAGGAGAGCAGCAGCUCGGACUCCCCCACCCCCGACUACGACAAGAUAGCAGAGUUCCCCGUUCCUCAGUUCCUGGAUGUGUUAAAGCACAAAGACAGUGGAGCCUCAACCGAUCAUCCAGACCCUGAGCACAAAGUGAAGACCCCCCCGCAGAACCAGCAGCAGAACCAGCAGAGCUCCGAAAAAAAGCAGCACAACAGGCCUCAAGCUGGCUCAGGGCUGGUGAUUGACAGCCGGACUCUGAAAUCAGUUUCUCUCAACACUCUGCUGUUCAUCUACCUGUUACUAGUGUGUGUCCUGGUUUUGUCUUCCUGUUACCUGGCCUUUAAGAUCAUCUCGUUGGAGCAGAGACUGACGACGCUCGGCUCUGUCACCGAGUUCACGCACCACGAAAAUGACUUUCUUCGGGGAAGUGAUGUUAACACAGAGCUUUUCUCUGAACUCCUUACCAUCAACCUGAUGAAGCUGGAGAAGGUGCAGAAGAACCUGCAGAGACUAUUGGACGAAGCUAGCUGAAUGUACUGGAAACCAGUACAUUGUGAUAUAAAGAGUUCUGUAAAUAUACUGUAAAUAUGUUGAUUAGUACGGUAGAUAAACAGGCAAUACUGAGAUGUAUUAACACAUUAACAUAAAGGGCUUUAAAAUGGUGAUACGCACAAACACUUUGUACUCUGUAGUAGGGUCCAGUGUUUCGCCUGUAAGUAGAUCCAGCAGUGAUGUCACAGUGUAGCCUACUGACACACCAUGGAGUACACACGUCUACAUCACUGAGGAAGUUGAACCACUGGUCAACAACAACACACAACUACCAGCUGCAGUUGCUGACCGAUCUGAUUAACUUUUCAUUGGCUGAAACAUGAUAGAAUAGUAUUACAAUAGUACUGCAUCAGUGUGAUGUACAGUACGUCUAACGAAAUGUAGUAGAAAUAGGCUCUGACACUUUAUGUAAUCUGUAUGGAAGGCAGUAACAGUACUUUAAAUCUAUCUCUCAGUGGAACAAAACCUAUGUUCAGCUCACGUUGCUGUACUUUUUCUUUAAAGUUUAGAGAACGUGUUUUUGACCCAUUUUCCUUUGACCUGUCACUUUGAACUCAGUUCUGUUGACAGUAUUGGAUCAAUGUGGUGUUCUCAUGGCUGGAUUUAUCUUGACUUUUGCCCAGUUUCAUGGCUGACACAUUUAAGACUGAAAAACAAUGCAGGACUUCAACCCUCGUCAUAACCCUUCAGUGGGUUUUCCUCGUGUUUAUCUCAUGCUGUACUUCAUUUCUGAAAUAAAAAUGAAAACAGCACAUAACCUCAAGUGCAAUUAAGUAGGACGUUAGCUGCUACCUCUGCCUUGAUGGGGACUCUAAUGGUCCUGGUCUUUCACAUUUAUGUGAAUGUGAGUAAGGUUUAUACAUUGCGUCCAUGUCCCUGCUGAGCAUAACACAAGCUGA
Etheostoma cragini (Arkansas darter) is the source of this 2449-nucleotide messenger RNA. RefSeq names its product GRAM domain-containing protein 2B (gene gramd2b). Lineage: Eukaryota; Metazoa; Chordata; Actinopteri; Perciformes; Percidae. The record is from RefSeq and is a predicted model, not a curated record. The transcript is spliced from 14 exons. The coding region runs from base 165 to 1529 and encodes 454 amino acids.